Messenger RNA from Ictalurus punctatus (channel catfish), 4353 nucleotides. It is a transcript of the gene chrm5b, whose product is annotated as cholinergic receptor, muscarinic 5b. The record is from RefSeq and is a predicted model, not a curated record. The coding region runs from base 84 to 1610 and encodes 508 amino acids. Lineage: Eukaryota; Metazoa; Chordata; Actinopteri; Siluriformes; Ictaluridae. Gene Ontology annotation, cellular component: plasma membrane; synapse; dendrite. Gene Ontology annotation, biological process: adenylate cyclase-inhibiting G protein-coupled acetylcholine receptor signaling pathway; chemical synaptic transmission; G protein-coupled receptor signaling pathway, coupled to cyclic nucleotide second messenger. The transcript has a single exon. Gene Ontology annotation, molecular function: G protein-coupled serotonin receptor activity; G protein-coupled acetylcholine receptor activity.
AGGUUAUCCACUGGUAAUUCAUCAUGAAGUACAAAGAGGACUGUUUAUCUGGCAUUUUCUCCCAGUAGACCGUCACUGGAAAGAUGGAUGAACAACUUCACAACUCCACAGCAAGUGGCAACACAUCGGUCAUCCUGUCAGUUCCACGCAAUCUUUGGGAAGUCAUCACUAUCGCUACCGUGUCUGCUGUCGCAAGCCUAAUCACCAUAGUGGGAAACAUAUUGGUGAUGCUUUCUUUCAAAGUGAACAGUCAACUGAAGACUGUGAACAACUACUAUUUACUAAGUUUGGCUUUUGCAGACCUCAUUAUUGGAGUGUUCUCUAUGAACCUUUACACGACAUACAUUCUGAUGGGAAACUGGUCUCUGGGGAACUUAGCAUGUGAUCUCUGGUUAGCUCUGGACUAUGUGGCAAGCAAUGCUUCAGUAAUGAACUUGCUGGUGAUCAGCUUCGAUAGAUAUUUCUCCAUUACGAGGCCACUUACGUACAGGGCUAAACGAACACCCAAGCGUGCUGGCAUUAUGAUCGGCUUGGCGUGGCUUAUAUCCUUCAUCUUAUGGGCCCCUCCUAUUUUAUGCUGGCAGUAUUUUGUGGGUGAGAGGACGGUUCCUCCAAACCAGUGCCAGAUUCAGUUCUUCUCAGAACCCGUGAUUACAUUCGGAACAGCCAUCGCAGCCUUUUACAUUCCUGUCUCCAUUAUGACUAUUUUAUACUGGAGAAUCUACAAGGAGACCGAGAAACGAACAAAAGACUUGGCUGAGCUGCAGGGGAUCACGUCUGUGGAUAGUCACGAUAACCCAAAAACACAAAGACAACGAUCUUGCUUUGCUUUCGGCACUGCCCGACGUAGAACACACGGCUCGUGGUCUUCAUCGAACCAGAGUAACGUGACAAAGACUACAGAACAGUCUGAGGACAUGUGGGUGAAAUCAGAUCAGGCAGCCGCUCUCAACAGCUACACAUCCUCUGAAGAUGAGGAGCAUCCUGUUUCAGAAGCACCAUCUCAAGAUUCCUACAAAAACCAGGAUGAGCCAUCGAACUGUUAUGAAGAAAACCACUAUCUUGCUAAUUCCAUCAAGCAUUGCUCACAAAAGAACAAGAAAUGCAUCUCUUACAAGUUCAAGCCAGUCAUGAAGAACAUCAGCCCCCAGAAAGCCAGCAGUGAACCUGUUAAACAUCCUAGCCCAUCACCACAACACUUAACGCUUACGUCUGCGUCCGCUUCAGCCCAACCUAUGGAUGCCAGUCUCAAAAGUCAAAUCACUAAACGGAAGAGGAUGGUUCUCAUCAAGGAGAAGAAGGCAGCUCAGACCCUCAGCGCUAUUCUCCUGGCCUUUAUUCUGACCUGGACUCCAUAUAAUAUCAUGGUGCUCAUCUCCACCUUCUGCUCUGACUGCAUUCCUGUAUCCCUGUGGCACCUGGGCUACUGGCUCUGCUACGUCAACAGCACCAUAAACCCCAUGUGCUACGCCUUAUGCAACAAAACGUUCCAGAAGACCUUUCGAAUGUUGCUCUCCUGCAAGUGGAAGAAGAACAGAGGAGAGAAGAAACUGCACUGGUGUGGGCAAAACCCACCAAUGACCAACAAACUGACACAGCAAGCAGACUGAGUAAUCCAUCUGGCGAAAAAAAUGAUAUCUUAGCGAAUAAAUAUCUUGACUAUAGUCUAAUUUACCUCCUAUUUCUCACAUUUCUUUCCUCACAUAUGUGUAGGCAUUAUUCCGAUUUAACAUUUGAAAUGGUUUUGUUCAAUCAACAUUUUUGAUACCGCUUAUCCUACACAGGGUUGUGGGGGAGCCUGGAGACUAUUCCAGGGAACUUGCAGCACAAGGCAGGGGACACCCUGGACAGGGUGCCAACUAAUCACAGGGCGCGAUCACACACCCUGGACAGGGUGCCAACCAAUCACAGGGCACGAUCACACACCCCGGACAAUUUCAAAAUGCCAAUCAGCGUACAACACACAACUUUGGACUGGGAUAGGAAACCCCUGAAGCACGGGGAGAACACGCAAGUUCCGCACACACACGGUGGAGGAAGGAACCGAACCCCAAACCCUGGAAGUGUGAGGCAAACGUGCUAACCACUAAGCCACCACGCUACCCCCGUUUCAUAACAUAUUUAAUAAAUUUGCCUAUAUUCAAGAUAGUUUUCACUUGCUAUAAUAUUUCCUUAUUCCAAAUUAAGUGCCAGCUACGUAUAUGUCCUACAGCGUGUGUGUGUGUGUGUGUGUGUGUGUGUUGUUGUACACGUUUCUAGCUGUUGUAAUGUUUUGUGUACUGUCUAAGCAUUAACAUUGUUUUUGUACAUUUUCUUUUAAGGGCUUGGGUGGCAUGCUUAUUUUAAGUCGUAUUUUGAAAUCUGACUCAAAAUCGUAUUUCGAUCAGCGUAUUUAAAUUAAAGCAUAGUAAACGUGCCUAAAGUCUGCUUAAACUUACUUAGCAUUAGUGCUAGUUACUAAACUCUGAUCAACACCAAAUCACUGGGUUGUGAUAGAUUUCCAAGUGUUGCAGGAGGCAGUGAGCGGCGCUUACGAUCGUAUAAUCGCGUGGCAGCGGCGCAAUGCAUAAAAUCUUACUGCCGUACGUGAGAAUCCCAGGACGUCGGCAGUUUCUGUAACACUCAGACUAACCUGGAUAAAUCUGGCACCGACAACCGUGCCAUGCUCAGGUGAGAUGAACGUUAACUUAUUAAUUAACUGUAUCAUCAAAAGCUUCCGUUAACGUUCCUAUCAAACAUCAGAAUGGGGGAAGAUGCGCCAUGGCAAACAAAAUACAUCCAGCAAGCGCCGUUUCUGUGUGUAGAAACGCCUUGAUGAUGAGGGAGAUUAGAGGAGAACUGCCCGACUGUUUCGAACUGAUACGAAGGCUAUAGUAACUCAAAUUGCUACUGUUUACAACCACGAUGAGCAGAUCUCAGAACAUACACGUCGAACCUUACAGCAGAUAUGCAGCAGAAGACCUCAUGGAGUUAUGCUCCUGUCAGCCUAGAACAGGAAUCUGAGAGUACAGUGAGCACUUGGUUGACAGGAACUUUGACAGAAAAAGCCCAGGCAAAGCUUUUCCAAUCAGUCCUCCAAACUAUCCAGUGUCUGUGGGCCUGCGCAAAUUCUAUACACAACUGUGUGUGAAAAUCCCAGGAGAUGAGCAGAUUCUGAAAUACUUCAACCAGCCCACCUGACCCCAACAAAGUCCCAGAGAUUACAUUUACCUCAUUCUGAAGCUCCUCUUGACCUGUAUCUGCAUGAAUUUAUGCAUUGCCUGGCUGACAGGACCAUCGCACCAAAGAGCAGUUUUCCACAUGUUCCUAUGAAACAACCUAGUGACGGUAUAUACUCUAACUGUAGCAAGGUAAAGUUUCCAUACACCAAGGGCACGCUGAAAAACGCAAAGAAUUGAUUUUACCCAACAAGGAGUGUUUGGUCAUUCACAGACGCUCCUUCAUGAUCACAAGCAGCAAAACAGUCCUUCCUAUCUUCCGAUAAUAAUAGUGAAAAUAUAAACGGCAACUUAUUAGCAUGACAGCUUGCAUGCCCCUUUCUGUACGUCAUACGAACGUUCUCGAAUAACUCUUCGCCUUUAGCAUCUUUUAAAGAGAAAUUUAGUGCUAGAAUUCCACCUUCUUUCGAUUAAGCGAUCCUAAUCUCUUAAUCUAAAGAAGCUGCAGCUCGAGAGGGGAUAUCUCGAUUUCCUUUUGGUCUUCAAACCACCCGUCACUUUAUUUAUUUAUUUUUGCAUAUGUUCUGGAUUGUUGCGGUGUUCAUUCAUCCACUGGCGUAAAAGUAUUCUUCAAAGAUAAACUGUAAAGUAGACGUAUGCUUUGCUUAUUUAAUCCACGAACCGGAUUAAACAUCUGCACCCAGCCGUACGCGAGUAUCGUGUCGUCAUCGUCCUAGAUUCUUCCACACUGAAUCAAACUAGAAUACUGUUUUACUCCAAUUACAACAUAUAUGAACACACGCUAUGACUUUUAAUUUACAGGAUGUGACGUCUAAUACGGUUUGAGACUCUUAAUCCAACAUGUUUAUGAGGCAUAUUUAAGGUUCAUAACCUUAUAUAUCAAUCAUGUUGUAAAAAUCUAUUCCAACAUCGUAAGUGCAGCUUGUAAAUAUGCGAUUUAAUUUGCUAUGUGGAAUAAAAUGUUGUAAUAGAAUAACGGAGGAUUCGAUAGCAAAAAAUAAAUAAAUCAAACAUCAUUAACGUAUUUGUUUAGACAUUUCUUCGUACUGCUGCAUGUAAAGCAGAGAUUCAGUAGAACUGUAAAGCUCUCAGUCCUUCAUCAACCAAAGUGAAGCAUCACCAACACUGAAAACUAUAUAAACUAUAUAUCCUUCACAUGAUGUCCGUUAAGAGG